Molecule: messenger RNA, 566 nt
Organism: Vigna unguiculata (cowpea)
Lineage: Eukaryota; Viridiplantae; Streptophyta; Magnoliopsida; Fabales; Fabaceae
Gene: RGF2
Product: root meristem growth factor-like protein
Source: RefSeq, a predicted model, not a curated record
UUUAAGGUAAAGCUUUACCUUCCGAAAGGAAUAGCAUUACUUAUACAAGUUAUAUCAGAGACUGUGAUGGUGCUAAUCAAGAACACUGCAGCUUGUGUUGUGUUUGUAUUUCUUUGUGCUGCCUGGUUCUCCACUGCACGGUUGAACCCUAAAGGUGUUGCAGUUGAUGAAAUUCCGGAUAUAAAGGCAAGUGUUGCAACUAGGGUUACGAAAAGUACUAGAGUGAAAAGCUUCGCAAAGCUUGAUAUGAAUAAAUAUGGGAAGGUGAAGUGUUCUGCGAUUCCUGAAGAAAAAAGAAAUGGUAGAAGACGUUUGCCUUAUGAGGUUAAUGGGGGUCCCUUGGCUUUUACUGCUGCUUUUACUGCUGAUUAUUAUCGACCAGUGCACCAUCCACCUAAGAAUAACAAAUGAAUUCUUAAACUUCAUCCUCUUAAUGGAACAUAUUUGGUUGUGUUUUUUUUUAUUUUUAUUUUUUAUAUAUAAUCAUUUAGUGUUUCUUAAUUUACUACAUAUAUGAACUUAUAGAAGUGGUUAUGGUCUUCCAUGUACUGUAAACAAACAUGUUA